UGAGCCUGUUCAUUUCUAAGAUACACGCUUUGAAAUGAUGACUGCUUGAUUUUCAAAGCUCGAUACCAACGUCGCCUAGGUCAACCAUGUCUAAACCUACCAAUGUUUUUCCACAGCGCUUUGGAUGGGUAGGUCUUGGGGCGAUGGGAUUCCCGAUGGCUAGCCAACUACUCCAGAAAUUACCACCAUCUUGCGAACUCUUCGUUUAUGACAUCGAUUCAGUCGUUCUGCGGAAAUUUAUUCAAGCGAAUGCUGAUCAUCCAGCUAUAACGAUGGUGUCAUCGCCCAAGGAGGCUGCUGAGUACUCGGACUUUUUCAUCUCGAUAGUCCCAGAAGGUUCACAUGUCAAAGACGUGUAUAUGGCACCGCAACGAGGGGCACUAGCUGCUAAUACUGGUGGAAAAAUAUUCAUCGAUUGCUCCACCAUUGAUCCCGGAACCUCGUUGGAGGUGGGACGUGCAGUAGCCGCUUCUCAUCCUACAAAUCCUCCUCGAUUCUUUGAUGCCCCAGUUUCCGGUGGUACCCGUGGCGCAGAGAAAGGUAUUCUAACAUUCAUGGUAGGAGCAGCGGAAGACGAUCCCCAAUUUGUGCUACUUCGGAGGAUAUUUUCUUGCAUGGGAACUUCUAUAUACCCUAUCGGAGGACAAAGUCAAGGGCUAGCUGCGAAAUUGAGCAACAACUACCUUUCAGGAAUGAUAGCUCUGGCGACGUCCGAAGCAAUGAAUCUCGGGAUGAGAUUAGGCAUAGAUCCAAAGGUCCUUAGCGAGUGCUUUAAAACUAGCUCUGGUGGAAGCUGGGUCAAUAGCACCGUCAACCCUGUUCCAGGAGUUUGUCCUGAUGCAGUCACGAGCAAAGGAUAUGAAGGUGGAUUCAAAAUACAGCUGAUGAAGAAGGAUAUUUCAUUGGCAAUCCAGGCAGCGAAGACAGUAGAUGCAAAGCUAGUCCUAGCAGACGCAGGGCUGGGUGCAUAUGCUGCCGCAACGGAUGACCCAAACUGCAGAGAUAGAGACUCUCGUGUAGUGUACAGAUGGUUGGGCGGUAUCGAGCCUGAGUGCACUUAGUACAGCGGGCGCCAAUUUCCCCGAUAUGGCUUCUAUAUGUUCAUUACCUUCAACUUCAUAUUUAAGGCAGUGUAUUCUU
Lentinula edodes (shiitake mushroom) is the source of this 1140-nucleotide messenger RNA. Its product is annotated as NAD binding domain of 6-phosphogluconate dehydrogenase-domain-containing protein. Bases 87 to 1061 code for a protein of 324 amino acids. NCBI's taxonomy places the organism in Eukaryota, Fungi, Basidiomycota, Agaricomycetes, Agaricales, Omphalotaceae. Gene Ontology annotation, biological process: L-valine catabolic process. The record is from RefSeq and is a predicted model, not a curated record. Gene Ontology annotation, molecular function: NAD binding; NADP binding; 3-hydroxyisobutyrate dehydrogenase activity. Gene Ontology annotation, cellular component: mitochondrion. The transcript is spliced from 6 exons.